AUGGGCAGCAACCGUGAGGAGGCUGCUGCGCCCUUGCUGAUGCCUGCAGCAAAUUUGCUGCGUUUUUGUCCCAGAGAGCUCAUAGCUCUUCUACCCAGCAACUACUACCAGGCGUACAACCUCCCACUGCCACCAAGGAAAACCACCAUGGCCUCACAUGGCAGCAGCAGCUGGCGGCAGCCCUUGCAGCCGCAACAUCGCAGCAACCGCAGGCAGGUGUGGGAGAAGAUAGAACAGACAUUGGGAUUACAUAUAGCGCUAUCCGAUGACAUUAUGCUCCAACUACAAAACUGGUGGUCGCAUUGCUCGAGAGGGACACUACAAACUCAGCUGACUCAGAUAAUCCCAUUAUUCACUUAUUGGGAGCUAUGGAAAGCUAGGAAUACAGCCAUCUAUGAGGGAGGUGUAUUGGCGGCUAGCCAGUUUUAUCACCGAGUGAUUGAAUUGCUCCAUGGCAUUUCCUUGGCUCAUCCUUUUACCUCGGACUGCAGCAACGGAAUGGAGCUUCAUCGGAUGGUUUGGUUAUACAUCUCCAAGCGUUCCAAGCCCACAAGAUGCCUACCUAUGGCUUGGUCACUACCCACAGAGCCAUUCGUAAAACUGAAUGUCGAUGGUGCCUCACUAGGGAAUCCAGGAAGCUCGGGUGGAGGUGGAAUUGUUCGAAGCUCCAGUGGCCAAGUCAUAGCUGCUUUUUCUUCACACUAUGAGUACCAAACCAACAUGAAAGUUGCAGCUAAGGCGCUAUUCGAAGGUCUGAAGCUAUGCUUAGCUUUGGGAUGCAUUCAUGUGGAGGUUGAAAUGGACUCUCUGGUCUUGUUAAACAUUGUGAAAGGCUUGCAUAGCUGGCCAUGGAGAAUUGAUGCAAAGUUUGAGUUAGGUAAGGCUCGGGUUUGGAAGCAGUUUUGGAAGCAGAAGGCUCGGGUUAGGUGGCUUCAGGAGGGAGAUCGAAAUACAAGGUUCUUUCAUUCUGUCGUCAAAAAUAGAAGGGUACGUUCGAUCAUUCACAGGAUUAGAAAUGGGCAAGGGGAGUGGGUGGAGUCGGAUGAUGGGAUUGGAGUAGAGGCGAUACGGUAUUUCGAGGGGUUGUUUACGGAUCAGCGUCCAGCAUCUUCUUCUGAGUUGCUUCAGCAUAUCCCAACAAUUUUGACUGAUGAGGAGAAUGAUUUGUUGGAGCAGUUUCCCUCUGCGGUGGAGAUUCGAAAUGCGGUUUUUGCGAUGGAUGGGGAGAGUGCACCGGGGCCGGAUGGAUAUACGGGUAAGUUCUUUACGGUUGCUUGGUCAGUUGUCGGUGCGGAUGUUGUUAGCGCAGUGUGUAGUUUUUUCUGUGGGGCGGAGUUGCCUCGGGCUAUUACAGCGACCUCCAUUGCACUCAUUCCUAAGGUUGGGCACCCACAGGAUUUUUCUCAGUUUCGCCCGAUUAGCUUGUGUAACUUUGUUAACAAGUUGAUUUCGCGAAUUUUGGCGGAUCGCUUGGCCCGAAUCCUUCCAAGGAUUAUUUCCCCACAGCAGAGUGGUUUUGUUCGGGGGCGGCUUAUAUCGGAUAAUUUCUUGCUGGCUCAAGAGUUGCUCUCUAAUAUAGGGAGGACCUCCAGAAAUGCCGAUGUAGCUCUGAAAUUAGAUAUGUCAAAGGCUUAUGACCGUGUUUCCUGGUUUUUUUUGACAAUGGUUUUGAGGAGAUUUGGUUUUAGGGAGCAAUGGAUUGAUAGGAUUUGGAGAUUGGUCUCGAAUGUUUGGUUUUCGGUCCUAAUCAACGGGGCCAGUGUGGGUUUCUUUAAGUCUACGCGAGGGCUUCGUCAAGGGGACCGUUAUCCCCAGUUAGUGGAGCAUCGGGAGUUCAAGUGCUUUUCAGUUCCGCGGGGCUGUCCUAUGAUCACGCAUCUCAGUUAUGCAGAUGACGUCCUGGUUUUUUCAGGUGCUUCAUCCGCUUCGCUGAGAUGUGUUAUGCAGAUUAUUGGAAAAUAUGAAGCAGUUUCGGGGCAGGAGAUUAAUGUUCAAAAGAGUGGGUUCAUGGUGCAUGCUAAACUGCCUAGUCAGUGUGUGGCAAGGAUUCGACGGGUAACUGGAUUUGGUCUGAAGUCGUUUCCCGUGCGUUACUUGGGGUGUCCGCUUUUUGUGGGGCGCCGGAAGUGUCUAUACUUCAUGGAGCUGGUACAGUCAGUUAUUUCUAAAGUUUCUUCAUGGCGGUCCAGAUUUCUAUCCAAUGGGGGUCGGAUUGUACUCAUCAAACACGUGCUUUCAGCAAUCCCAACUCAUUUAUUGGCAGCCUCAUGCCCUCCAAAGGGAGUUCUAGCUUUAGUUGAACGGGCUAUGGCAAAUUUUCUCUGGGGGGAGCGGGAAGGUGGCCUCCGACAUCAUUGGAUUAAGUGGGCAGACCUGUGUGCCGACCCGUCACAGGGCGGGGUUGGUGUUCGAUCGCUUCUGGAUGUUCAUACAGCAUUCUCAUUCAAAUUGUGGUGGCGUUUCCGUACGGGAGAGUGUUUAUGGGCGACAUUUAUGAGAGCCAAGUAUUGUCGGCAGAGUCAUCCGUGCAUGGUAGCGGCGGGUCAGGGCAGUUCAUAUAUGUGGAGGCGUUUGCUUCAGAUUCGUGAGGUGGCGGAGCAAAAUCUUUGGUGGGAGAUGCUGUCGGGACAGUGUAAUUUCUGGUUCGACAAUUGGAUGGGUUCUGGUCCUCUGUGUCAACGGUUACAAAAUGUUUCUGAUCACUUAGUUAGGGAUUUCGUAUUGAAUGGAAGGUGGAAUCAACAGUUGCUACGGCUUUGGGUUCCUGAUGACAUAGUAUCAGAGAUAAUUACUAAAGUUGCCCCAGUGGGAUCCGCGGAUGAUCGUGCGGUGUGGGCCUUGACAGAGUCAGGAGAUUUCUCCAUUGCUUCCACAUACGUGCUGCUUGGUAGUCAGACCCCCUCAUCUUUCAUGUUUGAUAGGGUUUGGCACCCUGUAAUUCCAAUCAAGAUAUCAUUCUUCAUGGUAAGAUUGCUGCGGGAUCGUUUACCGUUGGCAUCGUCCCUAGGAAGGUUGCAAGUCUAUGGCCCUUCCAAGUGUUUUUGCUGCUUGGCCUCGCAAUCUGAGUCGUUGGAUCAUGUCUUUGCGGAAGGUGAGUUAGCUCUUUUUCUGUGGACCUUUUUUGGGAAUAGCGCUGGAGUGAGUUAUAGAGGUAUGGGGGUGCGGUCGCGUUUGGCGGCUUGGUGGUGCCAACCGGUUCGGCACUCUCGUCUGGAAUCAUUACAUUCGGUUUUGCCUUGCAUUAUUUGUUGGCAUAUUUGGUUGGCACGGAAUCUUGCAAAUUUUGAAGGGCAGCUCCUGCGUCGACAGACCAUUUGUGACCGUAUCUUGGCAGAUGUCGUAGGGCUAUUUUCCAAGAAGUUUGCAGGUGAGUUUUUUGGGGUUGGCUCCUGGUCGACGGUCCUCUCCAUCUUCUCUGGGUGGAGGCCUCGGUAUUCCCAUAGAGUGGUUUGUUGGGAAUUUCCAGUCCAGGGAGCCUUCAAGUUAAAUGCGGAUGGGUGCUCGCUUGGCAACCCGGGCGUUAGUGGCGGGGGUGGUGUGCUUAGGGACUCGUCUGGUGCUUUGUUGUUUGGCUUUUCUGUUCCGUUUGGGGAACUUACAUGUCUGCAAGCGGAGAUAAAGGCUUUGGUGUUUGGGGUGCAACAAUGCCGUCUUCGGGGUUUCUCGCGGAUUCGGGUGGAGGUGGAUUCUCUUGUGUUAGUCAACCUCCUGGUAAGACAAUUCAGGUGUCCGUGGUCAGUUCGGUCGGAUCUGGAAUCGUUACGGGCUGUCCAAGGGUUGGAGUGGACGGUGGGGCAUUGUUAUCGGGAAAUGAAUCAAGUGGCGGAUGCCUUAGCCAAGGUUGGGGCACAUUCUGAGGGUAUUAUUUUGUAUACGACACAGUCUGAGUUGCCAAGGGUGGCAAGGGGGGCCUUAGGUUUAGAUAGGUCGCAGAUUCCUGCGAUUCGUACUCGAGCUAUUUCUCACUGA
Molecule: messenger RNA, 3969 nt
Organism: Coffea eugenioides
Lineage: Eukaryota; Viridiplantae; Streptophyta; Magnoliopsida; Gentianales; Rubiaceae
Exons: 4
Coding region: 1-3969 (1322 amino acids)
Molecular function (GO): RNA-DNA hybrid ribonuclease activity; nucleic acid binding
Source: RefSeq, a predicted model, not a curated record